GCAAAUUAUCCCUCUAAACCAUUAGUGGUCCGCAGAACAAAAUAUCUGUGCUUGUGUGUCGUCCUCUCCACCGUUCGCCAUCGUUUUGAUUCUGCUUUCUUCCUUUGCAGCUCCAGUUUCAUGGUUUUAGAAACCAAAAUCUUCGGAUAAUUGAUAUCAGUGAUGGGCGACGAUGGAGCUCGUUUGAUUGGGAUUCGGAGGACGAGGCGGCUCUAGCCAAGUGCCGGUCGCCGGUACAAAUUACUCGGAAUUUGAAUUCACUGAGAUUUAUGGGGUGGGUUUGAGAGGUACUGUGGCAUCGUCAAAUAAGCCAAAAUAUUGUUUGUGCGCCCAAGUGAUGGGGAAAAAGAUGAGCAGCUGAUGGUGAGGAGUAAAAAGUACAAGAAUGGCUCUUUGAGCCGUGCUGGAACGGAAUCUCGGAGUUCAAGUUGGAGGCAUGGGAAGAGCGGCUGCAAUGUUGCGGAUUGUGGAGAAAAGAAUCGGCUUGUUCGGUUUCAGUCUUUUCUCUCCAAGGAGUACAUUAUUAGUAGAAUUUUCCGCAAGGAUGGUCCAGCCCUGGGAUUGGAGUUUGAUCCUCCCCCUGCAAAUGCUAGGCGUGGUCUUACUGAUUUUGAAAGCUGUCAUUGUUGCCAAGAUGACGAGAGAGUCCACAAAAGGAGAAAGGUCUUGAAGUCUUCUGCUGCUGCUAUUAGGGGGAUCCAAUCAGGGAAAGUUCCCGAAAAGAAAUAUGGCAUCGGAAAAGCUCUGAUGACUGUAUGGCGGGCAACUAAUUCCUGCAAUGGGGAGUUUCCAGCUGGGCCCAACUUCUUUGAUGGAAAAGCCCACUCUUUGCCUUUCACGUCAUCUAAGAAAACAAUAAAAAAGCAACAAGGCAAGUCAAAGAAAAAUCUGCUCAAGAAACCACAUAGAAGAACAAAGGUGCUUAAAAACAUGGAUGCAAAUCUUGAGAAACUUCAUCAUUUAGAAUGCAAGCUUAUGAUUGAUGAAACACAUAUUAUGCAUCAAUCAAAGUCAUCUAUACCUUUGGUAGAUGAUGAAGAGCUUGAACUUAUGAAGUUAGAGGAAGCUUCAACUCCAUUUAGAUGUUCCGAGCAUCUUGGUUCAAGGGGAGGGCAAAGUUGCCCACUUUGCAAAGACGUUUUAACCAGGUUUCCCCCUGCACUAGUAAAAAUGAAUCAGCCAAUCACCGCGAAACCCUGGGAUUUUUCUCCUGAACUUGUGAAAAAGUUCUUCAAGGUCUUUCAGUUCUUGUAUAAUCAUGCUACUUCCAUUGAAAUAUGCCCUUUUACAGUUGAUGACUUAGUUCAGGCAUUCAAAGAUAAGGAUUCAUUGUUAUUGGGAAAAAUUCACGUGGAGCUUCUCAAACUCCUCCUAUCAUGUGUGAGAAGGGAGAUAUCCGCUGGAUUUAUUUCUCGUAGUGCAAAGGACUAUAGAUUUUUGAGUUUUCUACAUUUUAUAAGAGAACGGGAGUUUGAUUUUAACAUUUGGAAUCAGUCUCUGAAUUCUCUUUCAUGGACUGAAAUUCUACGACAAGUGCUGACUGCAGCAGGGUUUGGUGCAAGAAACAAUUCUGGAAAUAGAGACAUUUUUAGCAAGGAAAGAGAUCUGUUAGAAAAUUGUGGUCUGCGUCCUCAUACCCUAAAAGGUGAAUUGUUUCAAAUCUUAUCGAAGCAAGAAAGCCUUGGUUUGAAAGUCUCCGAGCUAGUAAAAAUGCCUCAGAUUGUUACAUUGGACUUAGCGAGCACGACAGAAAAGCAGGAAGAACUAAUAAAAUUCACACUUUCAAGUGACAUUACAUUGUUUGAAAAAAUAGGACCUGCUGCAUAUCGUCUUCGUUGUAAUCACCAAAUUAAAGAUAAAGAUGGUACACAGUCUGAGGAUGAUGAUUCAGGAAGUGUGGAGGAUGAAUAUAGUGAUGCUUAUAGAAGUAGCAGAACUGAUGAUUUCGAGGAGCAGAGCUUGGGGACAUGUGGACAAAGGAUUGUGAAAUUUAAGAACGUGCACGACAAUGCACAACAAAAGUUGAUUGAAUGUUCUGUGAUUGAUGAAAGCUACGCUGGGGAAGCAUGGGUUCAAGGUUUGGUGGAAGGUGACUAUUCAAAUUUAAGUACCGGGGAGAAGCUAGAUGCUUUGGUUGCUCUUGUAGAUCUUAUUGGUGCUUGUUCCAAUAAUCUAGAAGGGGCCAUAUCUGCAAUUACUCCCUGUGUUCAAUAUAUUGGAUCAGGAGCAAAAAUAAAAAGGCAAUCUUCUAAAAUUAAUUCUACUUCUAGCAACGUUCGGGAGGUACCUGCAGAUAGUGUGCUGAGAGAUUUCUCUCAGAUUGGUUCUUCUAUUUUGUCUUCUGCGGUGUCUAAGAAGAGACAGUGUUCUGGCAAAACUGAAGGCACGCCACUUAAUGUGCAUCCAUUGAAAUCUAUUCAUUUGGGAUCUGAUCGCAGGUACAAUAAUUACUGGCUUUUUCUUGGCCCCUGUGAUGCAGCUGAUCCAGGUCAUCGACGCAUUUAUUUUGAGUCUUCAGAAGAUGGUCAUUGGCAAGUGAUUGAAACAAAACAGGCUUUGCGUGAUCUAUUAUUAGCUUUGGACUUUAGGGGCACGAGGGAAGCACAACUAUUCGCAUCGUUGGAGAAGCGGGAGGCAUUUCUUUGUAAAGCCAUGGAUGAUUUCCUCUCCGUUGAAUAUAGAAGCAGACAAAAAAAAGGAUCUGAUCUAUCUGAACUCGAUUCAAAUAGCGAUGGUUUUUCACCUAAUUCAGAUAUCGAUAACAUCUUGGCAUCAGCACAUUCGACAGAUAGUUACUCACCAACUUUUUCUUUAGCUCUUGAAUGCGCAAGCAGCUCUAACGAAAAGAAACAAAAAUUGGACCGUUUGAAAGCAUAUGAUCAAUGGAUUUGGUGUUCCUUUUAUUCCAGUCUUAAUGCUGUGAAAAACUACAGAAUACCAUAUAUGGAAUGUUUAACUCAUUGUGAGAGUUGCCAUGAUUUAUACUGGAGGGAUGAGAAACACUGUAAAGCUUGUCAUUCUACAUUUGAAAUAAGCAUUGAUCUGGAAGAGAGAUAUGCUAUUCAUGUAGACUGUAGGGAGACGGAUGACGAGAGGGAUUUUCCAAACUAUAGGGUUCUGCCUUCUCCGUUGCAAGCGCUAAAAGCGGCAAUUCAUUCGAUUGAGGGAUGCAUGCCUCCAGUGGCAUUUUCUGGGGGAUGGAAAUGCUCAGCUCAUAAGCUUUGGGAGAAGAGACUUCGGCGCACUUCUUCUUUGCCUGAACUUCUACAGGUUGUUUCUGAUUUUGUCACUGCAAUAAAUGAGGAAUGGUUGUAUCAGAAUACAUUAUCUAUAUGUUCAAGUGCAUCUUUUGAUGAGAUUAUUAUAUAUUUUCACACUAUGCCGAAAACAACCUCGGCAGUUGCGCUUUGGGUGGUUAAAUUGGAUAGGUUGAUUGCUCCGCAUUUGGAAAAACUUCAAUCUGAAAGAACUAAAUCAACCAGAGUUCAAUUAAAAG
Molecule: messenger RNA, 3496 nt
Organism: Phalaenopsis equestris
Lineage: Eukaryota; Viridiplantae; Streptophyta; Magnoliopsida; Asparagales; Orchidaceae
Product: homeobox-DDT domain protein RLT3
Biological process (GO): regulation of transcription by RNA polymerase II
Source: RefSeq, a predicted model, not a curated record